CACCGGCAACCCGAUCCCCUCCCGCGGCACGGGGGCCGCUCUUUCCCCUGGAGCCGGAGCGGGGGGCCCCGAGCCGAGGGCCGAGCCCGGGGCUGCUGCCGAGCCCGGGGCGCAUUGCCGCCCGCAUGGCGCUGCUGCUGCUGGGGGCCGUGCUGCUGGCGGCGGGCGCUGCCCCGGCCCCGGCCGUGCCCCCGGCCAUGCCCGCGCCCCGGGAGCUGGCGCGCUCCGUGCUGGAGACGCACGGGCAGGAGCUGCGGCUGCUGCGGCUGCUCGGAGUGGCCAGGACGAGCUUCGACUGGGGGACCCACUUCAGCAUCAACUUCACGGCCCGGCAGCCGCCCUGCCCCAAGCCCGCCCCGGACCCCCGCGGCUGCCGGGGCCGCCCGGGCAGGGUGCAGCGCUGCUCGGCCCAGGUGUCCGUGUUCACCUUCCUGCCCGACGUGCCGCUGUCGAUGGUGGAGUGCGGCCGGGAGCCGCAGCCCGGUGACAGCGCCCAGCCCCGCUCCCCUGGCACCAGCGCAGGUCACUCAUCCUCCUCAUCAUCCUCAUCAUCCUCGGGGCCGCCCCCGCGGCCUCGCCCCCCUCCCAGCGCGUCCCUGCAGGGACCGUCCCGCCGCCCCCUGUCCCCAGCGGAGCUGCAGACAUAAAAUAAAGAGAUUUCGGGGUCGGACGUGUGCGUGUGUGGGGGUG
Molecule: messenger RNA, 690 nt
Organism: Pyrgilauda ruficollis (rufous-necked snowfinch)
Lineage: Eukaryota; Metazoa; Chordata; Aves; Passeriformes; Passeridae
Product: wiskott-Aldrich syndrome protein-like
Exons: 4
Coding region: 126-647 (173 amino acids)
Source: RefSeq, a predicted model, not a curated record